This is a messenger RNA of Amorphotheca resinae ATCC 22711, 1865 nucleotides long. RefSeq lists its product as hypothetical. Gene Ontology annotation, molecular function: secondary active monocarboxylate transmembrane transporter activity. The transcript has 4 exons. Gene Ontology annotation, biological process: plasma membrane lactate transport. The record is from RefSeq and is a predicted model, not a curated record. Gene Ontology annotation, cellular component: plasma membrane. NCBI's taxonomy places the organism in Eukaryota, Fungi, Ascomycota, Leotiomycetes, Helotiales, Amorphothecaceae. The coding region runs from base 120 to 1694 and encodes 524 amino acids.
UGUGGACCGUAGCAACUGGCCUCGUUGUAAGCUCUAGCCCAAGCGCGCGGAACACAACGAAUAUAGGGACACAGGGUACGACAGGGCAGUUUUACACGUUCUUCAGGAAGCAGCCCAAAAUGGCAGACCACCAUGCCACCGACCAGAAGGUCGCGGCUGCAAACCCUGAGGAGGCAAUGCCCGAAUCCCAGCCCCCACCUGAGAUGACCAUCAAGGAGUAUGCUUUAACGCGGCUGUCGACUCUCAAGCCUCCAAUGAACAAGGCCCCAAACCCAAUCAAGCUUCUUGCGAUGCUGAAUGGGAAGCAGUGGCUAUUCUUCUUGGUUGCCUUCCUCUCAUGGACCUGGGAUGCCUUUGAUUUCUUCAGUGUCAGUUUGACAGUCGGAGAUUUGGGGAAGACAUUCGACAAAAGCAAUACACAAAUAACAUGGGGCAUCACAUUAGUGCUGAUGUUCCGAUCCGUCGGCUCCAUCGUCUUUGGUAUCGCCGCCGAUCGUUACGGGCGGAAGUGGCCCUUUGUUGUCAACAAUGUCCUCUUCAUUGUGCUCGAACUCGGCACCGGGUUUUGCCAGACCUACAAACAGUUUCUCGCUUGCCGAGCUCUGUUCGGUGUUGCAAUGGGUGGGCUCUAUGGCAAUGUCGCGGCGACUGCACUCGAAGAUUGCCCAGAGGAGGCUCGUGGUGUGGUCUCGGGCAUGCUGCAACAGGGUUAUGCGUUUGGUUAUCUCCUUGCAACGGCUUUUGCUAGAGCUCUCGUCAAUACUACCUCUCACGGGUGGCGCCCACUUUACUGGUUCGGUGCCUGUCCUCCUGUCCUGUUCAUCAUUUUCCGACUGUGCUUGCCGGAAACCGAUGCCUACAUAGAACGUGACCUGGUGCGAACUGAGAGGGGUGACAUAAGUGCAACCUUUAUUGCGGAAGGAAAAGUCGCUCUUAAGAGACACUGGCUUCUGUUGAUCUAUCUGGUGCUUUUGAUGGCCGGGUUUAACUUUAUGUCUCAUGGUUCUCAGGAUCUCUAUCCAACAAUGUUGACCAAUCAAUACAAUUUCAGUGCCAAUGCUGUCACUGUGACACAAGUUGUAGCGAACUUGGGAGCGAUGACCGGAGGAACCGUGGUCGGAUACUGUUCGCAAAUCUUUGGAAGAAGAUUCUCAAUCAUCUUCAUCUGCGUCAUUGGGGGAGCGCUUCUCUACCCUUACACCUUCACCUCCAACAAGGGAAUUAUCGCAGCAGCUUUCUUCGAGCAAUUCUGCGUCCAGGGCGCAUGGGGAGUUAUCCCUAUCCAUCUCAUGGAGCUCUCUCCCGGCUCCUUCCGCACAUUCGUCGUCGGAUCUGCAUACCAACUUGGCAAUCUCGUGUCUUCCGCCUCAUCAACCAUCGAGUCUACCAUUGGCGCUCGCUUCCCUCUCCCUCCAAAAGGCACAACCGAGCGCUACAAGUACAGUCUUGUCAUGUGCAUCUUCAUGGGCUGUGUCUAUGCGUAUGUAGUCCUCCUCGCCUUCGUCGGACCCGAGUAUCUGCAGAGGAGCUUCGAUAUCAGAGAAGACUCAGAUAUGGGUGAAGCGGCGGGACACGAGACGAUUGAAGCCGCCUUGCAGAGAAUCCGUGAAAGGGAAGCAACAGAGGCAGAGGAUAUCGCGACGAGUGAGAAAGGUGUUGCGGCUCAGCGUGAUGAAAUCUCCCACAGUACGUGAGUGUGAAAGUUGGAGGAUGUGGUCGUUGCCUAUAUAUAAUAUUGCAGAAUAUAGAGCAUGUCUCCGAAUGUUGAAUAUUCAAGCUCCAAAUUACAGUGCGAUCCAUAUCACAUGCGGACCUUCGUGAUGAUUCUUAGGUAUUAGGAAGUCAACCUCGCGGUUUUAGGGAUU